AUGCCGGCAGCUGCUGGCGACGGGCUUUUGAGCGAGCCCACAGCGGCGAGCUUCAGCGACGACGAACCCACAUCGCCUCCCCUCAGUCCGGAGGGGACUUUCCUGGCCGCCUGGGUGAACGCUUCGGCCUCCCGGGAGCGCAUCCGAGAUUUUCAGCACACCAAACGGGUCGGCAACUUCCUUAUCGGCCGGAAAUUGGGAGAAGGCUCCUUCGCCAAAGUGCGGGAAGGGUUGCAUGUUGUGACCGGAGAAAAGGUGGCAGUGAAAGUUAUUGAUAAAAAAAGAGCAAAAAAGGACACCUAUGUGACCAAGAAUCUGAGACGGGAAGGCCAGAUCCAGCAAAUGAUUCGUCAUCCUAACAUUGCUCAACUGCUGGAUAUCUUGGAAACUGAAAAUAGUUACUACCUUGUCAUGGAACUAUGCCCAGGAGGCAACUUAAUGCACAAAAUCUAUGAGAAAAAAAGGUUGGAAGAACAUGAAGCGCGCAAAUACAUCAGGCAGCUUAUAUUAGCAGUUGAGCAUCUACAUCGGGCAGGGGUUGUUCACAGAGAUCUGAAGAUAGAAAAUCUUUUGCUAGAUGAAGACAACAAUAUCAAGCUUAUUGACUUUGGCUUGAGCAAUUGUGCAAGUAUCCUGGGCUACACUGAUCCAUUUAGCACCCAAUGCGGCAGUCCUGCUUAUGCAGCACCAGAGCUUCUUGCAAGGAAGAAAUAUGGUCCCAAAAUAGAUGUUUGGUCCAUUGGUGUAAAUAUGUAUGCAAUGUUGACUGGGACACUGCCAUUUACUGUUGAGCCAUUCAGUCUGAGAGCUUUGUACCAGAAGAUGAUUGACAAAGAAAUGAAUCCAUACCCAACUCAGCUUUCCACAGCAGCUGUAAACUUCUUAAAAAUUCUGCUAGAACCAGAUCCUGCAAAGAGACCAAACAUCCAACAAGCAUUAGCAAAUCGUUGGCUUAGUGAGAAUGGGAGACCACUGAAUAAUGUCACGUAUCCAAACAGAAUUCAUCUACAAGACAUAAGUCAAAGCGUGCUGCUGUACAUGACAGAAAAGCUUGGCUAUAAGAAUAGUGAUGUGAUCAACACUAUCCUUUCAAACAGAGCUUGCCACAUGCUCGCCAUCUACAUCCUUCUUAAUAAGAAGCUAGAACGCUAUACGGCAGGUAAAACUGAAGCUUCUGAUAAUAUGUGCACUAACCAAUUGUGUCGGUUAGAAAAAUACAAAUCAAAUAAGGAUUCCUAUGAGAUUCUGAAGUGCCUCUGGCAAACCAAUUUUAUGUGUGCUUUAAUUUUGAAGGACAAAAAAAACAAGGAACAAGACGCAAAGGAUGACCUUUCUCAUCCAUUCCUGAAGAAAUCUGAUAAAAGUCCACCAACAUACAAAGAGCCUUCCUCCUGCCUUACAACACAGAUGAAGUCUCUGUUAAGUGAUCGAAGAGCAAGUCAUGGAGGACUGCCUGAAAAAGAUUCUCCUAGUAAUUUGAAUCCUUUCCAUGAAGCAGCAACAGGCAAGAUGGGCUGUGUCACCUCCUACUCUCUGGAAUACCUUGAAAUUCAGCAACCAGUUCCAAGAACCCCAAGACUCGGGAAACGACAAGAUUCACCUCAACAAGAGCCUUCAAGUCCUGGCAGUCAGAAUUUGGAUUCUCCUUUGAUUCUGAACAUUGUGCAUUCUUUUGAAACUGGCGAUCGAGAGGAUCAGAUAGACCAAGUCUCUCCAUCUCAUCAGUAUCAAAUGCUUAGCUCACCUGUAAAUUUUGGUCGAAGAAGUUCCAGUGAAAGAACAUUGUCUCCCCUCUUCCAGCCUGGGGGCACUUCUCCCAGUCCCACUAAAAGUCCAGGGAACCCCACUCAACUUUCAUUUACCUAUGACGAAAAAAGCAGCUCUUUCAAAGAGGAAGCUGUCUCUCCAACACAGCUGAAUGUCUCCAAUCCUUUGGGGAGCCCUAAUUGUGUGAAAAGUAGAGGCCGAUUCCCUAUGAUGGGCAUUGGACAGAUGAUGAGGAAAAGGAAUCAGUCAGUGGGAUCUCCCACAGAAAAGUCUCUGGAAGCAAGAAUGCCUCAGUUGCAACAAAUGAGCCCCACGCAAAUUUCAUUCAGUAUCACAGAUCCUAUAAAUGGCCAGUGCUGA
Thamnophis elegans (Western terrestrial garter snake) is the source of this 2127-nucleotide messenger RNA. RefSeq names its product hormonally up-regulated Neu-associated kinase (gene HUNK). The transcript has 10 exons. Lineage: Eukaryota; Metazoa; Chordata; Lepidosauria; Squamata; Natricidae. The record is from RefSeq and is a predicted model, not a curated record. The coding region runs from base 1 to 2127 and encodes 708 amino acids. Gene Ontology annotation, biological process: protein phosphorylation; intracellular signal transduction. Gene Ontology annotation, molecular function: protein serine/threonine kinase activity; ATP binding. Gene Ontology annotation, cellular component: cytoplasm.